Messenger RNA from Anopheles moucheti, 902 nucleotides. RefSeq names its product RIP-like protein (gene Ripalpha). Bases 92 to 709 code for a protein of 205 amino acids. Gene Ontology annotation, cellular component: nucleus. Gene Ontology annotation, biological process: protein import into nucleus. Lineage: Eukaryota; Metazoa; Arthropoda; Insecta; Diptera; Culicidae. The transcript is spliced from 2 exons. The record is from RefSeq and is a predicted model, not a curated record.
AGAGCCCGCGCUUCGUUUUUCGCUGCUGUAAACACCAUUUUGUGAAACCUUUUUUAAUCGUGUAAAUCGUGUAAUCGUAAAUUAAACUGCCAUGGAGAUUAUGAAUCCAGGCCCGUCAUCUCAACAGACAACGGUGGCCGAUAAGUUACGUUCGAAAGAUGCUGCACGGCGGUUUAAAUACGGUUCACCGAAACUGGUCGAUAUGAUGCGCGAGAAAUGCCGGAUCCGUAUCAAGGAAGCACGCAAUGACCAGUUUUUGAAGAAACGUAACAUCAUGCUGGAGGAGAAAUCGUUCCUGGAAUCCAUUGUGCGGGAGGAACUUUCCGAGCUGGAACACGACAUAGCGCUGCAGGAACUGAUCUACAAGGAGCUUAUGGAGGAUACGGAGCAGUGGUUGUUUUACGAGCAAGCGGAAAAUUAUCUCAUCGAUUCUUAUGACACCGAUACAGUGUUUUGUCCCAUAUGCGAACACAACGUGCUGCAGCUUGAUAGCGAAGCCAAGCGGCUCAGCUGUUCCUGCGGUGUUCUGCUGCAAUACGAAGGAACUAUGGAAACGUUCGGCAAGCUUGUAUCAGAAACGAUUGCACAACACGCCACUCGUUGCGCCAGUAAUCUACAGUUUUUUACCGAACCUGUCGUAGAUGUAGAUUUCGUCCAACUAAACGCUUUCUGUCUUGGAUGUGACUUUUACCGCGAUCUGACGAGUUAAAAGUCGCUCGUGAAGAAAGGUUAUUUUGAGUUUUGUUAUUUUGUACGCCAAUCACUUUUAAAAUCUUGCAGUCUAUGAGUCCCUCUACGUUUUAAUAAGAUAUUUUUCGUAUUACAUGAAUCCAUCUUCAAGUUGACGAUUAGAUGUAAAACUUUUGUAAAAUAAAUAUGUUUGCUGUGUGUGAUACAUUGAA